GACUACAGCGACACGCAUCCAUUCCCCUGCCCCUCUUCCUUAGCACCCAAGUAGUGUACCCUUCUCUUCUUCCUUUUUAUAUCCCAAUUCUCGUCCUUCGGCUCCUCUUCCUCUCUCUCUUUCUCUUCAGUCUUCUAAACCCUAGAACCCCACCCUUCGGAGAAGCGGCUUCUGACCUCGAUGGAUGCGAAGAUCAGCAAGUUCUUCGAAUCAGUUGGUUCUUUCUUCUGCGGUGGCGACAGCAUCCCCUGGUGUGACCGUGACAUCAUCGCUGGUUGUGAGCGAGAGGUUGCUCAGGCUGGAAGUGCAGAACAUAGAACUGAAAGCCUUACAAGGUUGUCAUGGGCUCUUGUUCAUUCUAGGCAACCAGAGGAUGUGAACCGAGGAAUUGGCAUGCUUGAAGCUUCUUUGGAUGGCUCAAACAGUUCAUCACAAAUCAGGGAGAAGCUUUAUCUUCUUGCGGUUGGAUAUUACAGAAGUGGAGAUUAUUCAAAGAGCCGGCAGCUCUUGGAUCGCUGUCUGGAGAUUGCACCUGAUUGGAGGCAGGCACUGACUUUGAAGAAGGUUGUCGAAGAUCGGAUCACUAAAGAUGGUGUGAUUGGUGUUGGAAUCGCUGCCACUGCUGUUGGACUUCUUGUAGGGGGAGUCGCCGCUGCGUUGGCCCGGAAGAAGUGAUGAUCCUCUUUAUAUGAAGGCAUCUUCUUGGAUCUUCGAUCUAUAGUGCAGGUUGCUUUACUGGUUUAAUAAUAGGAAAGUAUAUCUUUGUUCAAAACUCUCUUGAUUUGUUUGUCUUUUGGAUGUGAGAAGUUUAUGGACGGACUUCUUUUAUCUUUUACUAUCGCCUAUACUAAGUCAUACUUGUGUAUAAUAAAUUUUGUUAUAUUCUGGCUAUCAUAUUUGAAUAUAGAUUUCUUAAAUGGCUUGCAUGCA
Dioscorea cayenensis subsp. rotundata (Guinea yam) is the source of this 930-nucleotide messenger RNA. Its product is annotated as mitochondrial fission 1 protein A. NCBI's taxonomy places the organism in Eukaryota, Viridiplantae, Streptophyta, Magnoliopsida, Dioscoreales, Dioscoreaceae. The transcript has 5 exons. The record is from RefSeq and is a predicted model, not a curated record. Gene Ontology annotation, molecular function: protein binding. Gene Ontology annotation, cellular component: peroxisomal membrane; mitochondrial outer membrane. Bases 181 to 675 code for a protein of 164 amino acids. Gene Ontology annotation, biological process: peroxisome fission; mitochondrial fission; autophagy of mitochondrion.